UAUUUCAAGAUGGCGGAAUGUACAAGGAAGAAGAGAACGAAAAGCAAGCGAAAAAUCUAUCUAUAUGAGUAUAUUUAAAUGUAUACAUGUGCAAAUCAACGAAUUUCUAAAGACAAAGCACAGAGUUAAUUUAAAAUUAAUCAAUAUUAAAUAUAUCCAAGCGCAGCUGCCACGUUGUAUGACUUUACCUUACCGUAAAGCUUUGAAAUUUGUGCAAAACCCUAAAUUUUGCAUCCCCGUACUGCCUAGUUUAGCCAAACAGCAGGAAACGCAACUGAAAACAUUCCUUUGGCUGAACUGCAGGAAAUAUUGCUGUUGUUCAGUGGUAAUUAAAUGCGGUCCUGGUGAGAAGCAUUUAACAUAUUUUAAAAACUCCGCACAUUUUGAAGCCACGCUACGAUAUUUAUGUUAGUGCCCAAGCGUAAGGGUGUUUAGGCAAAUUACUGCAGCAUCUAACAGCAGACUAUGUUUAACUAUUUUCGUUACCAAAACCUAAAAGAGCACACAUAGCUAUGGCUGCGACGAGAAAACUUCAAGGCGAAAUUGAUCGAUGUCUAAAAAAGGUAGCAGAGGGAGUCGAAACGUUUGAGGAUAUUUGGAAAAAAGUACAUAAUGCGACAAACACCAAUCAGAAGCAAAAACAUCUGCAGGAGAAGUAUGAGGCAGAUCUCAAAAAGGAAAUUAAGAAGCUUCAACGAUUGCGCGACCAAAUCAAAUCUUGGAUUGCAUCGGCAGAAAUAAAGGAUAAGAGCUCGCUUCUAGAGAAUCGAAGGCUAAUUGAAACUCAAAUGGAACGCUUUAAGGUAGUCGAGCGCGAAACAAAAACCAAAGCCUAUUCCAAGGAGGGGUUGGGGGCUGCACAAAAGAUGGAUCCUGCUCAACGAAUCAAAGAUGAUGCCCGCAAUUGGUUAACCAACUCAAUAAGUUCACUUCAAAUUCAAAUUGACCAGUAUGAAAGUGAGAUAGAAUCGUUGCUGGCUGGUAAAAAGAAACGAUUAGAUCGAGACAAACAAGAGCGAAUGGACGAUUUACGGGGAAAGCUGGAGCGACAUAAAUUCCAUAUAACAAAACUCGAGACCCUGCUUAGGCUUCUCGAUAAUGACGGUGUCGAAGCGGAUCAGGUAAACAAGAUAAAAGAUGAUGUUGAAUAUUACAUUGAUUCAUCGCAAGAGCCGGACUUUGAAGAAAAUGAGUUCAUCUACGACGAUAUUAUUGGACUCGACGAAGUAGAACUCAGCGGCACGGCCACGACGGAUAGUAAUAACAGCAACGAGACCAGCGGAUCCCCAAGCAGCGUUACCUCCGGAGGAAGUCCGUCACAGUCGCCUGUCACGGUUCAACACAUUUUGAACACGUCCUCGCAAGCGGCUGUUAGUAGUUGCAGUAGUGCAACUAGCGCUGCAUUGUUCCAGCAGCAACAAGCAGCAGCCCUAUCAAAUGGAAACAACGUAGGCUAUUCAAGCGACUCUGGUGCAGUUUCAGCAUCAACAUCAGUUUCCAUACCCACGGAUCUGGGAGGCGGCACAAUUGCAAUUAUGUGUGGUGGCGACAAACGCAACAAGAACAGCGAAAGCAAUGCCAACAGUAAAUCCAAAUCACAACCUCAACAACUUAUUAAGCCAACACCUGUGCGUGCUACGGCUAAGCCGCCAUCGACUAGUGAUAACAAGAUUAUCAGCUCAACUCCUAACAAAAACCAGCAACAUUUGCCCACGACGGCUGCCAUAGUCGCAGCUUCCGGGCUCCAAACGCAGAACAGUAGCAGUGGAAGCGGAAAUUGUCAUACCACUGUGGGAACGGGAGGAGCACAGACGUCAACUAGUGGUCAUAUUCCCGCGGUACAUCAACACGCUCCAACGCCUGGACAGAGCGCUGCUAUGACAGGUACAACAGCCGCGAGUAAUGUAUGUUCGGCGACGAUCGCGAGCACUGUCAAUGUUCAAUGCCCAUCUGUGAUCCAAGCUACACCAACAAUUGCGUUUGCUGCUGUAGCAAAACACAAUACAUCCCUUCUGGAAAAUGGUCCUGUUUUGCAGCAUCAACAAGCAAUAGUUCCAACUGUGGCAGCUAUCGUAGGAUCUGGAGCGCAGGCACAGCAACAUGUGGCACAGCUAUCAAAUCUUCAAACAAAUCCCUCACGCUUACAAAAUGGUCUGCCUGACUCAGACAGUAAUAACGAUAGCAGCAAUGUAGUCGAUACGAUUUCCCUUAAAAUAAUGGCACAGGAAGCCAUUAAUCGAUCUGCGAUCGUUAAUAAUUCACAAAAUCAGCAGCAAUCGAGCAACAUCGACACAAGGCAGUCACAGAAAUCACUCCCCCAAAAUUUCAACUCGGAAACGAAUGCCAAUCAACAGCAAUUGACAUCACAACAGCAACAACAUCUUCAAAAUACCCCCGUUUCUACGACAGCGAUUGGUUCAAUUGUGGGUACGUCACAAGGAUCAGGAAACAUCAACGGACCUACAAGCAACAGUGCUCUCAUUAAUCUAACAAACGCUGCUGGACAGCCAAUCAGCGGCCACGGCAAAGCUCAUGCGUGCCAACAUCAGCAGAUGGCCACGACGGAAGCGCACAUUCCCACAUUACUUGGAGUGACACCAUUAGGGCCAACGCCUCUUCAGAAGGAGCAUCAAAUGCAGUUCCAAAUGAUGGAGGCCGCCUAUUAUCAUCUUCCCCAGCCCAUGGACACAGAAAAGCUCCAGACUUAUUUUCAUCGCGCACCAGUGCCUACGCCACCGCAUUACCCACAGGCACAGCUGCCAAUAUACGACACCGUUGAAUUCUAUCAACGCCUCUCAACAGAGACGCUUUUUUUUGUAUUCUACUAUAUGGAAGGCUCCAAGGCUCAAUAUCUGGCGGCCAAGGCCUUAAAAAAGCAAAGCUGGCGUUUUCACACAAAGUACAUGAUGUGGUUUCAAAGGCACGAAGAACCCAAAAUUAUCAACGAUGAUUACGAACAGGGUACGUACAUCUAUUUUGACUAUGAAAAGUGGAGUCAAAGAAAAAAGGAAGGAUUCACUUUUGAAUACAAGUACUUAGAGGACAAGGAGCUGAAUUGAAAAUGUUGCAGUGUGCCGAUUCGUCUUGUCUAUAAAAAUCAAUACAUAAAAUAAAAACAAAUACACAUCCACAAUCUUAACAAAAACAAUGAAAUAGACCCAGAGAUGAACUAAAAAAAUAAAAAAGUAAGGCAACUAGCCGUAAGCAUAAGUUUAAAGAUAAAUGAAGUAUGAUACUUAUUCUGAAUGCAUGUUUAAGUCCAUUUUUUCAAUUUAAAUGUUUCAUUGUUUGUUACACUCGCCAAAUUUAUGCGAAUGUUAAACUUGAGAUUCAAACAAAGUACAUUUCUCUAAAGUGUCUUUUUCAUUUGAACUAAAUAUAUAUAUUUCAAUGAAUUUAUUGGUUCUCAUCACCUUCCGAUUCGCAUAUUUUAUAAACGCAUUUACCGAAUGCAGUCAUCUUUUAAUAACAAAUAAAAAUAAAUAAAAAACGAUAUCUUGGAUAUGAACAAAUUAUAAAUCUUAAAAGAAUUAGGUAAUGUUUUUACGAUUUCUAAAAUUUUUAUAUCGGUCAUGAUCUGCUAAAAUGUAAAAAAAUAUUUAAUUAUGAGUUAAAUGAGUUGUAAGCAUAGGAAUAAAGAAAAAUUUGGAAGCGA
This is a messenger RNA of Drosophila eugracilis, 3655 nucleotides long. It is a transcript of the gene Not3, whose product is annotated as CCR4-NOT transcription complex subunit 3. The coding region runs from base 513 to 3059 and encodes 848 amino acids. Lineage: Eukaryota; Metazoa; Arthropoda; Insecta; Diptera; Drosophilidae. The record is from RefSeq and is a predicted model, not a curated record. Gene Ontology annotation, cellular component: CCR4-NOT core complex; nucleus; P-body. The transcript has 10 exons. Gene Ontology annotation, biological process: nuclear-transcribed mRNA poly(A) tail shortening; regulation of DNA-templated transcription.